Molecule: messenger RNA, 1012 nt
Organism: Magallana angulata
Lineage: Eukaryota; Metazoa; Mollusca; Bivalvia; Ostreida; Ostreidae
Product: cell cycle checkpoint protein RAD1-like
Exons: 1
Coding region: 72-917 (281 amino acids)
Biological process (GO): DNA repair; DNA damage checkpoint signaling
Cellular component (GO): checkpoint clamp complex; nucleus
Molecular function (GO): 3'-5' exonuclease activity
Source: RefSeq, a predicted model, not a curated record
AAUAAAUACCGAACACUCUAAACUUUUCGCGGUCGAUUUACAGAUGGAAAACUUUAACAUGUGAUUUUAGGAUGGCAUUAUUAACACAACACGAUGAUAGUGAAAAUCAUUAUGUGAUGCUUGCUAAGUUAGACAAUGUAAGGAAUGUUUCAAACAUAUUAAAAGCCAUUCAUUUCAAAGAAACAGCUACGCUUUUUGCAAGUUCUCUUGGAAUUAAGGUGACAGUGGAGGAUUCUAAGUGUGUUCAGGCCAAUGCCUUCAUUCAAGAGGGAGUUUUUCAUUACUUCAAUGUGAAAGAUGAACAGAUUACAUUCAAAAUCAAUUUAACUGUCUUUUUGGAAUGUUUGACAAUAUUUGGGAGUACAUCAAUGCCUGGGAUUUCCACCAGCCUCAAGAUGUGCUAUGCUGGUUAUGGCUGCCCACUAGUGUUAGUACUUGAAGAAGAAGGCGUGCUUACAGAUUGUACUAUAAAGACCCUUGAACCAGAUGAAGUUUUGGACUUCAACUUUUGCAGUUCAAAUGUUAUCAACAAAGUAAUCAUGAAGUCAGAGUGUCUGAAAGAAGCCUUCAGUGAACUCGACAUGACUAGUGAUGUUCUUCAAAUUUUGAUGUCACCAGAUCCUCCAUACUUCAGACUUUCAACAUUUGGCAAUGCUGGCAGUACCCACUCUGAUUUUCCAAAAGACUCUGACAUGAUAGAGUCCUUUACGUGUACCCAAACAAAGACAAACAGGUACAAAAUCUCGCUGCUAAAGCCAUCAGUGAAAGCCCUUGGGUUAUCCACAAGGGUCUCGAUCCGAACAGAUAAUCGUGGAUUCCUAUCUCUACAGUACAUGAUUAAGAAUGAAGAUGGACAAGUAUGUUUUGUAGAAUACUAUUGUGCACCAGAUGAAGAUGAAGAUGAUGAGGAGAGCUAAUGAGUUCUUAUUUUUUAUUGUUAAAUGUUAAUUAUAUUAUGAAGAAACAGAUUUCUUUGGAAAAAAUUGAAUAAAACAAAGUUGCUUUGAGGUUA